Marasmius oreades (fairy-ring Marasmius) is the source of this 1373-nucleotide messenger RNA. RefSeq lists its product as uncharacterized. The transcript has 2 exons. Gene Ontology annotation, molecular function: nucleic acid binding; protein binding. The record is from RefSeq and is a predicted model, not a curated record. NCBI's taxonomy places the organism in Eukaryota, Fungi, Basidiomycota, Agaricomycetes, Agaricales, Marasmiaceae. Bases 154 to 1251 code for a protein of 365 amino acids.
CUUGACCUUUUUACCCUACAGUUGGCUUGGUUAUUAGCCUUCGAGGAAGGACCAAACAUCGGGUAUCGUCUCGUCGCGAUGGAUUGUUCACCAAGAUUAUUCUGAAAACUGAAACUAUUCCUCCUUGCAGGAAAAAGUUUGUCCUGCACUGACAUGGAACAAGGAGAAGUAUACGAAGAAUCCCAUGGCUCUCGGCCCCCAUCUUACAGAGAUGAUUACGACCCAUCAUACGAGUGGUCAUGGGACAGCACUUCUCUGGCAGACGCUGCAUCGCAGGAACAAGUUACAACGAACGCCAAUUCCGGCGUCGCUUCGCCUUCAAGUUCCAAUAAAUGCAUGUCACAUACACUUCGUCUUGUCGUUUCUCGUACGCGAUGCAUUUCAAAAUCACGUUGCAUAGCCCUAUUGGAUGGGUACACCGAAACACAGUUCGGUCGAGAUGCGGGGCUCGACACUGUUCCAAGAAUUCGACUGAGGGAAAUGGAAGUCUCAAAAUUGCAUGCAACUCUUUAUUGGGAUAAAUCAUGGAAUAGAUGGGGUAUAGUCGACAUGGGCUCGAAACAUGGGACAUUCUUGCGUUCUGCUAUUGGGGCGUCCACUGAUUCUGACGGUCGUGGGAUGAGACUCUCCCCUGCAAAGACUGCAAGCGCACCCAAGCGGCUGUACCAUCUUGACGAUAUUACCAUCGGAAGCACUACAUUCAAUGUGCACAUUCAUGAGGAUGGCUUACCGCGUACCCUUUCAAGUCGAGAUAUCCCAUCGACAUUACAACCAGAUACAGUGGAGUCUCAAUCUUCCAAGGCGGUCCUAUCAAAAUUGAAACGCGAGCUUCUAACGCGACACAGAACAUUGUCUGCGAAGGACUCUCCGGUCGGCAACAGAUACAUCGACCGCUCAGCGUGUAGGCGAGCGCUGUACCCACCCUCUAAAGCUGAUAUACCCGGUGUUGCCAGCUCAUCCUCCGCAUCCUGCGGAGCUAGCGCUGUAGAGCCACUUGGCCAACAGCCGCCGGCAUUCCCUUUGUCUUCGUCUAAUGUCGGCCAUAUGUUACUCGUCAAACAGGGUUGGGUACCUGGCACUUCGCUUGGAGUGGCAGACGAAGGCCGUGUAGAUCCGUUCAAUGUGGCAGUCAGACAUGACCGAGCUGGGCUUGGAUCGAUAGGCUCUGUUAGGGCCUCUACAGAUCCUCGUGCAGGUCAGAGCAGCGACUUGUCCUGGCGAAAGAGGUAUGAACGGUGGAAUGUUGGAUGAUGCAUCCGACUUCCCGGUAAAUUGUACCCGUAUCUUUAUGGAGUCGCAAAGCGUUAUUAUUUAUAUCUUAGUUCUGAUUUCAUUCCGUACGUCGUCAAUCAGAACACGAGUUCGGACAUUAA